AUGGUCCGAGUGAGAACGGUCGUCGGUUCUUGCUGGUCCUGCAAGAAGCGUCGCAUUCGAUGUGAUCUGGGCAAACCGGGCUGCGUGCGGUGCUCCCUGAUUGGCGCGUCCUGCGACUAUGGCGAGAAAUGCAUCAGAUGGAACUCCAAGGCGGCCACCUCAAUACCUGCUGUCUACCAAGCCAACGACAUGGGCAGUUACCAUGCGACCUCUUUGGCGGUAAACGAGAAGCGUGCUCUGGAAUAUUUCCACGGUCGCCUGUGGCCCUUAUUUACUACUGCCUCCGAGCCCUGCUCCCCACCAAUCGUAAUGGCCCUCCAGCAUCGUGUGCUGCUACUUGCAAUCUGUGUCAUCUCAGACGGCCAUCGGAUUCUUCAAGACGGCAGAAAUGAUCGUCGUAUGCUUAAAUCGAAGCAUCUUGAAUGCCUUGCCGCGGUUCGAGGCGAGCUGGACACUCACUGCCAAAGUGGUGACAGAUUACCGGUGUCUCUUCUGCUUGCCGUGCUCUUUUUGUAUUUUCACGGCGGCUACAUGGACUGCACGCUGGACAUGGCCUCAACGGCAAGUCACCAUGCCGGGGUCAGAGCCAUCAUCGCAGGCCUCGGCGGCAUAGAGGCUAUCCUGGACGAAUGCCCUGAGCCGCUUCAUAUGCUUCUCUCAGAGUUUGCAUCUGCGGACCUCACCACCACUAUGAUCAAAGGCGGUUCUCCUGCGUAUGGUCCAGCCUUUUGGCUCGCUGUUGAUAAGCGUUGUGUAUGGUGGAGUCGGGACCCUUUGGGCCGCUCCUCUCUCGCAUCCGUAUUCAGCGGCAUAUCGCGCAUGAUUGCAUACCAGGUCGGGCUUCUUAAUAAGGGAGAAGGCCCUGACACUGACCGGAUCUUAGAGUUUGAAGCACUCUUUGACCCGGUCUAUAUUCCAGUGACAUCGGGAGGUUUGGGCAAUCACGAAGGUGGAAGCAAAACCGCUACGAAGAACAGCCUUGAAAUAUUCAAUGCCUUCAGCCUUAUCCGCGCGUUUCAGCUGGCGGCGCUUAUCUAUCUCCGAAGGGCCGUCUGUGGCCUACCUACCUUGCAUCCUCUUGUUCAACAGCAUGUUCUUCCCUGUCUGGAUUGCAUUCUUGACAUGGUCCAGCCCACAAUGGUAUUCAACUGCGUCAUAUUUCCACUACUAAUUACUGGUGCCCACGUUCAGUCGCUUGGCUAUCGACGCAAAGUGAGAAAUCUAGUGAGUGCAAUUCACCGUGAUAUGAAGUUCUGCUCCGUUCAAUCUGCUGGUGUGUUUCUGGACAGACUUUGGGCCAGUCGACCCGAGGUUUUGUCAUGGUAUCAGAUGUUUGCAGGGCUGAACCUUGAUGCAGUCAUACUAUAA
Pestalotiopsis fici W106-1 is the source of this 1368-nucleotide messenger RNA. RefSeq lists its product as uncharacterized. The transcript has a single exon. Gene Ontology annotation, cellular component: nucleus. Bases 1 to 1368 code for a protein of 455 amino acids. Gene Ontology annotation, biological process: positive regulation of transcription by RNA polymerase II. Lineage: Eukaryota; Fungi; Ascomycota; Sordariomycetes; Amphisphaeriales; Sporocadaceae. The record is from RefSeq and is a predicted model, not a curated record. Gene Ontology annotation, molecular function: zinc ion binding; DNA-binding transcription factor activity, RNA polymerase II-specific; transcription cis-regulatory region binding.